Molecule: messenger RNA, 843 nt
Organism: Lingula anatina
Lineage: Eukaryota; Metazoa; Brachiopoda; Lingulata; Lingulida; Lingulidae
Source: RefSeq, a predicted model, not a curated record
AGCUCUCUUCUAUCAUCUCCACGUGGACCAAGUUCCUGCCGUCACUGAAGAUGAAGUUAGCUGCGCUGGUGCUGUUGGUUGCUGUUGGAAUGGCCUUCAAUGGUCUGGGCGCUGAGGCUCUCACACCUUACCAAGUGAUCCAAGCUCUGAUGGGCGGUGCUCCUCCCUACUGGGAAGUUUGUUUUGCAUUGGACAGCAGCGGCAGCAUUAGCGAUUCUGAGUGGUCGUGCUCCAAAGGAUCGACCAAGAACAUCCUUGCCAUCAUCAACAACACUCCUGGAACGAAUAGUAUAGCCCCUGGAAAACAUAAGAUUGCUCUGGUACGCUUCUCUACCUGGGCACAGCUUAUCUUUGCCCUGGGGACCCAUUCGUUCUACACUGCCAAUCGCAAUGCUAUUGGCGCCGUGGCGAAAAAUGGUGGUGUGACGAAUAUAAACAAUGCUUUAUUGAAGUGUUAUGGUCAGCUUGGUUACUAUGGCAAGCGCCUCGUCUGGAUAAUGACUGAUGGGCAGUAUAAUUAUGGGGGUGACCCAAGGCCCAGGGCAGAUGCUAUGAAAAAGAAAGGAAUAAUAAUUUGCGUCGUGGCUGUUGGUGACAAUGUCAACUGGACUGUGAUCAACGACAUUGCCUCUUGGGUGUAUAUCCCGAGCCUCCGUCGUUGGGUGAAAUGCGUUAUGAGGUACCACACCUGUUUGGCCUAUUAUCGUGCCUCAUUGAUAUAUUAUCCAAUACUGUCACCGGUGCAACAACCAGUACUUCCCGUCGCACAGGCUGUUCCCUAAAUAUGCAGACAGGAUCCCAGCUGCAGAUGUGUUACGUUUGUUUUCGUUAAUUCUUACUAUA